This is a messenger RNA of Girardinichthys multiradiatus, 1969 nucleotides long. RefSeq names its product urokinase plasminogen activator surface receptor-like. Bases 1085 to 1771 code for a protein of 228 amino acids. The transcript is spliced from 6 exons. The record is from RefSeq and is a predicted model, not a curated record. Lineage: Eukaryota; Metazoa; Chordata; Actinopteri; Cyprinodontiformes; Goodeidae.
UCACAAUAUGCUAAUAUUUUGAGAAGGACCUGUACAUUCUUUCCUCCUCAUUUUUUUGACUGCUUGUCAGUAGUUUUGCAUUUGACCAGGAUAAGUGUCACUACAGGUAGCAUGAGGUGAUACCUUUACCCUACAGAGAUUACACAGACAGUCCAAUUCCACCAGGAUGGCAUAUCAAUAGGUGCCAUUGCCUGAAGGUAUACUGUGUCUUUCAGCACAGUCUCAAGAGCAUUGAGACAGGCAUCAUUCCGAGUCCAGCGCCUUACCUCGAGUACCGCUUUUUUUGUUUCAUUUCACUUCAGAUUUUUCACUGUUCUAAUAAUUAUGAACAUUGUAAAAUCGAGUGCCAUCAAAACCAACAUGUGCUUAAUUUCGCCUCUGUGAAAAUUAGAAUCCGUACAUUUGUAGGUCAUUAAAAUGAUAAUAUGGUAAAUAUUUAUGUUAUAAAUAUCAAGGUUAUCAAAUUUAAAGUUGCCCGUUUUCAUUCCCUGCCUUGAUGUUAGCGCCUCCAUUUGUACCACUUCAGUUUUAUCAUUCAUCACGUUCACAGUGUAAUUUUUGUUAUUUCCAGCAGAUCGGAAUACGGCAGCAGCCCUGGAGCAACAGUGGAGUACAUGUAGUCCAUAGCCAGUCCAUAUUUAUAUAGCACAUUUCUCAGACUGCAGUCACAAAGCGAUUCACAGUAAAAAUACAUUUAAAGCAAGAAUAAAAUUAAAUAAAUACAUCAUAACAACAUACAGUCGGUCAAAACAGCCCAGGGAGGUUAUGAUGCUCAUUUCAAAUAAAAAGAGCCAUUCUAGAGGGGUAAAGAGUUGCAUGGAAUGGAUUACAGCAUAAAUGACAAGCGAUAAGCCCUUUUGCCUGUGAAAAGGAAACGUCUCAACGAGGGAAUUCAGCAGCAUUCAACAAAAAAUUUACAGAAGGCCAACAGGUUGGGAGGCCAAACAAAGCAAAUAUGUCCUAACACAUAGAAUAAAAUAUAUAUUAGAAUGGAUUCCAAACAUAGCUGCUUUAUAUACUUCAUUAUCAGUACAUCUCUGAAUCAAUUCUCCUCUGCGGGGAAACAACCCGGAUAUACUGCAAAAUGAAAAGCAUCUCAACAUGGUUGAACAGAGAUGGUGGAUUCUGCAUAAUAAAAUCUGUAUGGCGUAACACCAGUAGAUGGGCAACAUUCAAGAAAACAAUCAUUAAAAGAACUGACACCCUGAAAUGUUAUGAAUGUUCAGAGGAACUCUCUGGGACUUGCACUGAGAAAACAACAGAAUGUCCCUCACAGAGUUAUCAGUGUGUAGUAGGAAGAUCACUCGUAUUUGGAGGUGGCAGACAGAUUUCUGAUGUCAAGACCAAAGGUUGUACAGUGCCUGAACAGUGUCUUGAGUACUCCAUCAACUUUGGAGUUUCCAAAACUGUGCAAAAGAACACGUGCUGUAGUACAGAGCUGUGCAACAACCAAUCACCUGACUACAAAUCCAUUCCAAAUGGCAAAAAGUGCUUCAGCUGUGACAAACAAAACUGCACUUCAACUCUUAAUUGUGAAGGGGAUGAAAACUACUGCAUCAAAGCAAUAGUGAAUUCAGGAGGACAAACCGUGACACUAAAGGGCUGUGCCUCCAAGUUGAUGUGCUCAGAUCAGGUAACUUCACUGAUGAAACACUUCAGUGGAGCGCAGUUUAGCUGCUGCCAGGGUAACUACUGCAACAGCGCCAGCACGGCCAGUCCCAUCCUGCUGCACUUGUUGGUGCCAUUGUUUUUUUCGGUCUUUUUUUUGUAGCUGAAAUAAAUUAUUUUACUUUUCUUUUUUACCUUGAAGCAUCAUUCACUCGGCAAAUGUACUGUUAUUACUUUAGCUGAUUUGUUUAAUAAUGUAAAGAUAUGCUUUACCAAGCAAUUUAAAAAAAAUGCUCUAUAUUGUUUUGUUGUUGUUUAAACAUAAAACAUAUCUUUCUCAAUAAAAGCAAGAAAAAAUCUA